AUGGCACAAGUUUCUUCAGAAAUUCAAAAUGUUUCUUCUGGAGAUGGAUCAAUUGACUCAGAAGCCUACAUUGGACCUCAAUCGUGUGAGCACAUGUCCCCUGAGGACAGAGAGCUAAGAGCCAUGAUUGAAGAAGAAGCUUUUCAUGUUUUGUCUAAAGAUUCUUUGAAAAAAAGACAACAUUACACAGUUUGUGUCUCUGAACCGGAUGAAGAUAAUGACUUCCUUUCUCUCACCUUUCCUAGAAAACUUUGGAAGAUAGUUGAAAGUGACAAAUUUAAGUCUGUUUGGUGGGAUGAGAAUGGAACAUCUAUAGUCAUUAAUGGAGAACUCUUUAAGAAAGAAGUUUUGGAAAGAAAGGGCCCUUUCAGAAUAUUCGAAACUGAUAGUAUGAAGAGUUUAGUUCGACAGCUUAACCUUUAUGGAUUUAGAAAAAUGAGACAGACUUUCCAAAGAUCUGCUUCUCUGGCUGAUUUUCUGGCAGAAGAAAAAGAAGUGUCUGUUUUAAGCAAGGUAUGA
Nycticebus coucang (slow loris) is the source of this 519-nucleotide messenger RNA. RefSeq names its product heat shock transcription factor, Y-linked-like. NCBI's taxonomy places the organism in Eukaryota, Metazoa, Chordata, Mammalia, Primates, Lorisidae. Gene Ontology annotation, biological process: regulation of DNA-templated transcription. The coding region runs from base 1 to 519 and encodes 172 amino acids. The record is from RefSeq and is a predicted model, not a curated record. The transcript has a single exon. Gene Ontology annotation, molecular function: DNA-binding transcription factor activity; sequence-specific DNA binding.